Molecule: messenger RNA, 2622 nt
Organism: Callithrix jacchus (white-tufted-ear marmoset)
Lineage: Eukaryota; Metazoa; Chordata; Mammalia; Primates; Cebidae
Source: RefSeq, a predicted model, not a curated record
UUGAGACAGGAUUUCUUGGUUGCUGCUGCUUCUGCUGGAGACCUCUGUGGCUGGUGGCGCCCCUACCCAGGCCUUGCCUGGCUCUGGGCUUGCCGCUGGAGGUACUCCACCACCUAGCCCAGCAGAACACACUCACCAUGGGAUCUGUGCUCAGCCCCAUGGCUGGGCUGUGCCUGCCACAGCCUGCUUCCACCUUUGGCAUCGGUGUCUGGACGAGGGGAAUGUGGUGGCUCCUGAAAACUUGGAGCUGCCAGGAACUCAGAAACCCAAGGACAUCACAGCUUGAUCGUUCCCAUGGCCAGUGGGCUGUUUCCUGAAGCCCCCAUGUCCUCAGCACAGAGGAGACACCCAAUGCCUGCUGAAGCCCACAUCCCUGGACCAAGUGACCUGACCCUCACCUGGAGGACCUUCACCUUCACCUCUCACCUGGAGGACCCCCUCACCUUGGGACCCCCUCCCACCUGGAGGAACCUCUCACCUGGAGAACCUUCACCUGAAGGACCCCCCUACCUGUAGAACCUCCCCACCUGAAGGACACCUCACCUGGGGGACACGCCCCCCCCCCACGUAGAGGAUCCUCCCACCUAGAGAUCCUUCACCUGGAGGACCUCCCCACCUGAAGAUCUCCCACCUGGGGGAUCCCCUAACCUGGAAGACCUUCACCUGCAUAAUCGCCAUGACCUCCCAGUCUGGCGCAGCCUGGUCGGGUGCCCCGGCUUCAUAAAAUAAGGCCGGAACCGUGGCAGUCAGAGCAGGUUCCUGGAACUGAUCGCCUAAGGCGGACCCGCGGGAGCGUCUCUUGCUGGGGCGAUGCCGGAGUGUGAAGGAGUUCGAGAAGCUGAACCGGAUUGGAGAGGGCACUUACGGCAUCGUGUGUGAGUGGCCAAGGCUGGUGGCUGCUGUGACAGUGUGGGACGAGAGCGUUGGGGCCGAAGGGACUCAUGCCCCGUGCUCGGAACCAGGGCAGAAACUUGGUCAGGAAGUUAAUUCCUGGCGUGAUUAUCGCAAGCGUUAUUCCAUUUCUGGAUAAACAUCGGGCGCGGGACACCCAGACAGAUGAGAUUGUUGCGCUGAAGAAGGUGCGGAUGGACAAGGAGAAGGAUGGCAUCCCCAUCAGCAGCCUGCGGGAGAUCACGCUGCUGCUCCGCCUACGCCACCCGAAUAUCGUGGAGCUGAAGGAGGUGGUUGUCGGGAACCACCUGGAGAGUAUCUUCCUGGUGAUGGGUUACUGUGAGCAGGACCUGGCCAGCCUCCUGGAGAAUAUGCCAACACCCUUCUCGGAGGCCCAGGUCAAGUGCAUCGUGCUGCAGGUGCUCCGGGGCCUCCAGUACCUGCACAGGAACUUCAUCAUCCACAGGGACCUGAAGGUCUCCAACUUGCUCAUGACUGACAAGGGCUGCGUGAAGACAGCGGAUUUUGGCCUGGCCCGGGCCUACGGUGUCCCAGUAAAGCCGAUGACCCCCAAGGUGGUCACUCUCUGGUACCGAGCCCCCGAGCUGCUGCUGGGAACCACCACACAGACCACCAGCAUCGACAUGUGGGCCGUGGGCUGCAUCCUGGCCGAGCUGCUGGCCCACAAGCCCCUUCUCCCCGGCACCUCCGAGAUCCACCAGAUUGACUUGAUCGUGCAGCUGCUGGGGACGCCGAGUGAGACCAUCUGGCCGGGCUUUUCCAAGCUGCCGCUGGUUGGUCAGUAUAGCCUUCGGAAGCAGCCGUACAACAACCUAAAGCACAAGUUCCCAUGGCUGUCGGAGGCUGGGCUGCGCCUGCUCCACUUCCUGUUCAUGUACGACCCUAAGAAAAGGGCGACCGCUGGGGACUGCCUGGAGAGCUCCUACUUCAAGGAGAAGCCCCUGCCCUGUGAGCCGGAGCUCAUGCCCACCUUUCCUCACCACCGCAACAAGCGGGCCGCCCCGGCCACCUCCGAGGGCCAGAGCAAGCGCUGCAAGCCCUGACGGCGGGCCCAGCUCACACCUGCAUCCCAGAGCCAGAUCUUCAGGUUGGCGGUGUCUGUGAAGGGUGCUGUGAUCCAGGCUGACAAGGCACCUGGAAUCUGGCUGGUCCCCUUGGCUGGGACCAUCCUCCAGUGACCAUCACCCUGUCUUCCCCUGAGCCCACUGCUGCCCUAGAAACAGGGCUUGGUUGCAGGGCGACGCUUCAGGGGCUUCCAGCCUGUGCACCCUGGAAGGGUGGGUCUGGUGGCUCCGUCCCCAGCUGCAGGGGUCUCAUGAGGCUCUCCGGCCUCACUGUGGGAACCAUGGGACCCUGCUUCUUUGGAGGAGUGGCCAGUGCACUUCCCUCUGGUGUCUUGGAGUCGUGGUGGAUGCUGGCUUGGGAUGAGCAGAACCCAGACCACCUUCUCCCCUUUCAGUCAUCAGGAGCUGCCCCCUGCAUGGGUCAGCUUUGGUGACCCCAGGUGGGCCUGUCAGGAUUCCAGAUGAGAACAAGAGGGACGAGGUGUAGUGUGCGGGCCACAAGUGAGGAUGCCCCGGGACCCCCAGGAGAACCCUGGGCAAGGGGCCCCGUUGCAUCCCACUCCUCACAGAGGCCCCAAUGGGAGGCUGCAACACUGAUGUUGAGAGGUUUGGUACGCUCUGGUCAGAUAAAAACUUUCUUAAAAGA